AUGGAGCCAUCUCUCCCGUCAAUUCGCCAAUUCUCACUAUCAAAGACGUUGAGAGACGACCCAGCUCCGCCUUCCAAUUCCGCUUCGCCGCCGACCAAACCGACACAACCUAAAAAGCUGAAGAUUCCACCCGCCCUCCUAAAGUUCAAGAACUCCAACACAGACAAAGCCGGGCCACGUCGCUUUGUCGAUGCCAGACAACUUGCAGCCUCCAGGCGUCCUGGACAACUUCCGAAUGUGCUCAAGGGCCCACCCCGUUUUCAAGGUAGAAAGCCCGGGAGCGCAGGGCCUAGGACACCUUCGCGGGAUCGCAAACCAGGUACCCAGCGAUCUGCUCAACGGGGGAAUCAGAAACGACCGUUCCGAAGGCGUCUAGAUGAUGGAGCAGGCGAUACCGCUCUAGAAAACGAACUUGAAGAUGUCUACCGUGAGCUCGCGGAGAAAGACAAGCCAACACCUACUCGCUAUCAACCUCAACCUCCUAGCCUACAAAACCUGAGCGAGACGUGGCCCUCCUUCCCAACAGAUGUCACCGCCACUACCGCUGGAAUCGUUGAAAAGCUCUCUUCGCUGGGUGGCCGCAUUGCCGAUGGCUAUGUUCCUCCAUAUAUUCUCGGCAAGCGACUGUCGGAUGGGGAAUAUGUUCGAUUCCUGAGUGAAGAGGAGAAGGCUCAGGCUUUUGAGGCAGCCAAGAAGUAUAGGCAGGAAGAUGCGGACAAAUUGUCACAGAAGAAGGGGGAGCUUGUUGACCCGCGGCCGGUUGAACUUGAAAGUGUCAAGGCCGAGGACCACCAAUUGCUGAUCCAAUCUCUUGGUCUAGGGAAGUAUCCCUCGCUCGAGACAAAGAACGACUCGCCUCUCGUUGGUGAGAUUCUGAGGAAUCUCCAGAACAAUGAGACUUACAACGCGGCUGGGAAGCAAUCGCAAUUCAUGGCAAAGGUGGAAUCGCUCCUCGUUCAACCCCGUCCUGCGAAACGUGCUUGA
Molecule: messenger RNA, 984 nt
Organism: Aspergillus calidoustus
Lineage: Eukaryota; Fungi; Ascomycota; Eurotiomycetes; Eurotiales; Aspergillaceae
Source: the annotation of a GenBank genome assembly